AAUUUCUCUUAGCUCCUUCCUGUUCCUCCCGCUGCAUUCUUCUACUUAUUCCAGUCACCACAAAAUGUCUAACAUUCAAAGCUUUGAAGAAGCCAGCAGGAGAGCUGCAAAUCUGAUACAGGAUGCUGUUGAGUGUCUCAUUCCUUUAGUACUUGAGAAAAAGUCCUCUGACUCUCAUGUGACCUCAAAACAGUUAAUGAACGUCAGUGCAAUCCCUUUAAAUGAUCAUCCUCUUCGCAUGCUGAACUCCCAGCCAAGCACCUCAUCUCUUCUUGGCCCUCACAUAGUUUCUGCUCCGCCUCAACUUUGCACUGGACAAUCAAGAGAAGAUAUGAUCCAGUCCAGGAUGUCUGCCUUAUUUAGGCCAUAUCCCCAAAAAAUUGGAUCCAAAAGAAAUGGCUUAAAAAGACAGUAUCAGACACCAUGGUCUCAUGACUUUUUUUGCCUCUCUGAUCCCGAGUCAGACAUGUCUCCAUCUCUAGAGGAGUAUUGCACUCUCCAGAAUAUGGGCUUGGGAAGAAGAAAAGUGACCUUCCCAAAUAACAAUGGGACACACAAAGAUUUCGUUGAAGGUCUCUUCAACGCAUACCCUCAGCUGGCUGAUGCAGGGGGCUUUAAGCUGAUGCGUUGUGGACGGAAUAGAGUAUUGGUUGACAUAGCAAUGCCCUCCUCAGGAUACAGUGUCAGAUAUUUAAGGUUGGAGAGUGGCCUGAACAAGGCCUUAGCCUACAUUGUGCCACUUCAAAGGAAGCUUGUGGACAUUGAGGAGUGUAAACCAAACGAUUCGGUAAGUGUUAGAAACUUUUAA
This is a messenger RNA of Melanotaenia boesemani (Boeseman's rainbowfish), 808 nucleotides long. RefSeq lists its product as uncharacterized. The record is from RefSeq and is a predicted model, not a curated record. Lineage: Eukaryota; Metazoa; Chordata; Actinopteri; Atheriniformes; Melanotaeniidae. The transcript is spliced from 2 exons. The coding region runs from base 65 to 808 and encodes 247 amino acids.